GCAUGCGCAGAGCAUGUCUCUGAGCUCGCGCCGGUGUGUGGAGCUCACAGGGAGAAAUUCAACUGCGUGAUCUGGAGCAGACGCAGACACAAGAAGCGGCAUCUGGGCUUUUAAAGGGAAUUACCUAGCACAUAUUGGAUUUAACCCGACACAGAGCCACUGGAGAAAAGGAAGCAGUAAUCAUACUGAUGUGGCCAGUAUGAAUAAGACACCCCCUAACAGAAGAGGCAUAACAUUUGAGGUGGGGGCUCAACUAGAGGCUAGAGACAGCCUCAAAAACUGGUAUGCUGCAAACAUAGAAAAGAUUGAUUAUGAAGAUGAAAAAGUGCUUAUCCAUUAUCGCCAGUGGAGCCAUCGUUAUGAUGAAUGGUUUGACUGGACUAGCCCUUAUUUGCGUCCUGUAGAGAGGGUCCAGCUGAGGCGACAGGGCCUGAAUGACGACAUUUCUAUGCCCGGGUUUCAUGUAAACGAUAAGGUUCUUGCUAGCUGGUCCGAUUGCCGGUUCUAUCCUGCCAAGGUUACAUCCGUCAACAAAGAUGGUUCUUACACAGUGAAAUUCUACGACGGCGUUGUCCAGACAGUAAAGGGAAUACACGUGAAACCUUUUAUUAAGGAAAGAGGGGUUGGGAGGGCCAGGUCUGCAGACAGGAUGGCAAGGAGGGGCCCAAACCGCCGGGACAGGAGGUCUCUCCAGAAUGGAGGGCCAAAAAUGAAGCAAGCCAGACGCAGCACUUCAGAUCAGGAGGAGGACAGCAGCGAGGACGAAGAUCACAGAGAGGAGAUGAAAACAAAUGGGGAAAUAGAGUCUUCUCCCUGCCAUGGACAAAAUGAAGUAUCUGACCAUAACAAGCACAGAGAAACAGGACUGACCAAUGGAGUCAAGAUGGAAAGUGACAUAUGUCAUUUCAGUGGAGAAAUUAGAAAUGAUGAGGGACAUACUGAACAAAGAACAAAGCCAUACUCUGACUUUUCAAAGCCAUAUACAGACUCUAACCAGGUGUCUGCACUGACAGAGCAGAGCUCUAUUACUAUGACAACCACACAAACCAAUGGGGAUGUGGAAAAGAAGCCUGCAAGCCAAUCAGAGGGCAGUGAGCUCCCUGUAGAUGUACCACCUCCUCAACCUGUUAAACCAGUCAGAAAGCAGGGUUUCCACAAUCCCAACAGAUUCAGCAGAGAGCCUUUGUAUCGAGUUAUAAAAAACCAACCCCCUCCCGUCCUGUCGAUCAACCUCGACCACAACCCUUUUAAGUGCAGCACUCCCGGCUGCACAAAGUCAUUCCGAAAGGCCAAGCUUCUGCACUAUCACAUGAAAUAUUAUCAUGGUGAAGAGCAGCUUCCAGAGUUGGAGCAUGGCGCAGUCAGAAGUGUCCACACCAGAGCUGCUGAGAAACAGACUUCUGUCUUCGAUGGCCCCAAAAGAAGGCGCACCAUCUCUGCCACAAUGCAGUCUGUUGGAAUGGUGACUGGUCCCAAGACAGGAGGCAGACGUACCUCUGCGCCACCUUCAGUCAACACCCAAGCUCAUCACCAGAGGGCACUGCUGAGGGAAAAGAGCAAGGAAAACCAACUAGACAGAAAUGGAUUCCAGCUUGACAAAGAUGUUGACAAAUCUGGUUUUGAUAUGGGCACAGUUAAAGACAAAUUUCGGGACAAACCCAAACAGAAAGAUUUUCUUAGAAUUAAGCUGAAAAAGAGGAAGAAGAAAAAGAAGGCCAUGUCUGACUACACGGGUAGUGAGGAGAAUAUUGACUUAUUGGGUCGUCAGGCCAAAUUGAAUUUGCUGCUCAAAAGCCCCCACACACACAUUCACAGCCCUGAGGCCUGGUCCCGCAGGCCUGGAAUGAACUUCUCAGAGCAGAUACGGGAGGAUGAUGAGGAUAGUUUUAGUGACUGGUCAACUGAUAGUUGUGGGUGGACCGAUGAUGACUUUGGGGAUUUGGACAUCACAACUCCACCCCUGAGCAUUGACUCGGGAGCUGUGGACACAAGUGACCAAGAGAUUGUACGCUGCAUCUGUGAGGUGGAAGAAGAGAAUGACUUCAUGAUCCAGUGUGAAGAGUGUCUGUGUUGGCAGCAUGGCACCUGCAUGGGUUUACUUGAAGACAAUGUCCCAGACAGAUACACCUGCUACAUUUGUAGAGAUCCUCCAGGUCAGAGACAAAGUCAGCGUUACUGGUAUGAACGUGAGUGGUUAAGCAAUGGUCACAUGUUUGGCCUUUCAUUUCUGGAAGAGAACUACUCUCAUCAGAAUGCUAAAAAGAUCACUAGCACCCACCAGCUGCUGGGAGAUGUGCAUCAUGUCGUGGAGAUCCUUAAUGGACUACAACUCAAAAUGAGUGUCUUACAGAACAACAGUCACCCUGAUCUGCAGCUGUGGCGCCAGCCCUGGAAACAGGCAGAGAGGGCCCGUUUUCACACGGAUUCUGAUUCAUGCCGGGGUAGUGAUCUGGCUCCCUCUCCGGCCACUCCAGAUGAGGACCUGAGCCGAGGAGAGAUCCUCAUGUCCAAUGCUCUGGAGAAGUUGAGUCGUGCUGCCACAGCGCACACCUCCUCUUCAUCGUGCUCCUUCUCCCCAUUCCCCUCUUUUCAGGACUCGUACAUUACCAGUGACCACUGCUACCAAAAACCGAGAGCCUAUUACCCCGCUGUGGAGCAGAGACUUGUAGUGGAAACCAGACAAGCCUCUGAAGUAGAAAACAACCUGAGGAGUACUGAGGAGCUCUUGGAAUCAGAGCAGCGUUACGGAAGUCUUCUGUCUCUUUCAGACAAACCCAAGUCUCCAGCCGCUUGCAAUAAGGUUGGUGACCCCUGGUCUCAAGAAGAGGUAAAAGAAGAGAAGAAGUGCGCAGUGGAUAACAGCCAGCACCAUCAACAGUGGCAACUAAACCUGCUUGAUCACAUUGAUGCUGUCCAAGAUCAGGUUUCUUACAGAAUGGACUUCAUUGAAAGGGAACUUGAUGUGCUGGAGAGCUGGCUGGACUACACUGGUGAGCUAGAGCCCCCAGAGCCACUUGCCCGUCUGCCCCAACUCAAACAUCGCAUUAAACGCCUGUUGACUCAGUUAGGCAAGAUGCAGCAGAUAUCCCUGUACAGCUCCACAUGAGGGCGCCAGCAGACAACUCAGCAGGCACGUUGCAGCUGCAUCUCCUUUGCUCUCGAGAUUCAGCAGGGACCACAUGCUUGAGUGCAAGACUGGAUUUGUCAGCAAUUUCAGAUUUUUUCGAAGGUUCUGCAUGAUGGAUUCUGAUGUUACUAGAGCUGAUUUCAAAUAAAUAUAUCCGAAAACAGGAAGUUGAUCUCAAAUCAGGAUAAAAUUGCCUCAAUCUAUAUUUGCUUGAGUGAAAAUUUUACGAGUAGACCAGACAUCUGUUGUUGCUUUGUAACUACGAACCAUAAUGCCUUUGACUGAGCUACUGCUUUAAGAUUGUCCUGUCCCUUGGUGCAGAGUGCUUUACAUGCUUUAUAUACUGAAGACAACUGAGUGAACUGUUAUGCCUCACAGUAAUUUCAUAUUUGUUUUUGUUUUCUUUUAACAAUGUUCUGUAAUUGUAAAUGACCUGUCAUGUAAAUUCAUGCUGUAAAUGGUAGGCACUAGCUUAAUUUUGUUUCCUUGUUUUCUCUCCAUGUUGAUGUAUCUGUAGCACUUAAAGUAUAUUAACUUGUCUCUUAUCACAUUUUAUCAAAUGCUUUUUCAGGAGAUACAGCAGUACAUUCUUUUCUUUAUACAAAUGCAUUUUUCUUAAUUGCUCCUUAUCCACUUAGAAUCCCAAAUACCACAUUCAUGGGUUUCAAGUUAUGGCAAUGACCCUCCUACAUAGCAAUUAAAACCAUUAAAAUCUAAAUGUAUUGUUGUCAUGGGGAAAGGUCCUCAUAAAAUUCUUAAAGUCAGUAAAGACUGUUUAGCCUGACCUCAUGAUUAGUCUUCUACUGUACUGCAGCUGCCUGGGAAGCAGGGAAAUGUCGGGAACAAUGCAAGACAAAUUCGCUGGUACAUAAAUAAACUAUUACCAAGCCA
This is a messenger RNA of Periophthalmus magnuspinnatus, 4018 nucleotides long. It is a transcript of the gene phf20a, whose product is annotated as PHD finger protein 20, a. Gene Ontology annotation, biological process: regulation of transcription by RNA polymerase II. The transcript has 17 exons. NCBI's taxonomy places the organism in Eukaryota, Metazoa, Chordata, Actinopteri, Gobiiformes, Gobiidae. The coding region runs from base 200 to 3106 and encodes 968 amino acids. Gene Ontology annotation, cellular component: MLL1 complex; NSL complex; nucleus. The record is from RefSeq and is a predicted model, not a curated record.